Molecule: messenger RNA, 3664 nt
Organism: Lathyrus oleraceus (garden pea)
Lineage: Eukaryota; Viridiplantae; Streptophyta; Magnoliopsida; Fabales; Fabaceae
Product: putative inactive disease susceptibility protein LOV1
Exons: 7
Coding region: 1-3135 (1044 amino acids)
Biological process (GO): defense response to other organism
Molecular function (GO): ADP binding
Source: RefSeq, a predicted model, not a curated record
AUGGAUAUUGAAGAGAUUCUUGACAUUUUCAAAGAUUCACAACGCACUGUUAAUACUAAUGUGGCUUAUGAGGGAAGUAGUUAUAGUAAUGACAAUGCGGACUCGUCAUCGUAUGAAGAAGAUUUAGGUAGAGAUGGAAAAAGAGAACAAAAACCUAUUAGUCAGUAUGGUUGUGAAAUUAAAAUGCAGAUUGGUGGGUAUGAGAAUAUUGGUUAUUCUAAAAGAGACAUGUACAACGAGAAAUUUAAGGGAAUCAGGGUUAAGAGUUUUGACACUAAUGAUGCACUUGAUUUCCUUAAUGGAAUGUGUGAUAACGAUUAUAUGAUGUAUUUGAGACAUAUUGUGAAUGAGAAUUGUGAUUUUGAGGUUAAAGAGUUUGAUGUGGAAUGGAAUGCAUUGGUAAGUGAGUUUGGUUUGAAAGACAACCCUUGGAUGUUGGAAAUAUAUGAAAAGCUAAAUAUGUGGGCAACUACUCACAUGCGUGAACCCAGCUGUUACUCUAACCAGCAACUUCAUCACUUUCAACACUCGCCACAGCAACACACCAACUCGAGAAACUCAAAAACGAGUUAUCAUGGAUGCAAUCUUUCCUUAAAGACGCCGACUCAAAACAACAAUCCAACCAACGUCUUCGCACGCGGGUUUCCGAACCCAUUUCCACAACAAAAUCUUCACGCCUUUUCAUCUCUACAAACUCGGCACAAGAAUCGACAGAAUCCUUCGCAAAUCAAAGAUAUUUCAGAUAGACGUGAUACAUACGGAGUUGUUAUCAAAAGCCUUGACCCUAACCCUAACGCUAAUGACCGUGACGGUGAUAGCGAGAGAUUGAGGCUUUGGAGACAACCGUCGCCUUGUUCAGAAGAAGAGUAUGUUGUUGAGGUAAAAGAGGAUUUUGGUUCAAUUCUUACACAGUUGAUUACAUUAGAGCCAACACGACAUGUUGUUUCUAUUGUUGGUAUGGGUGGUUUGGGGAAGACUACAUUGGCUAAAAAACUGUAUAAUGAUAGUAGAAUAGCGAAUCAUUUUGAAUGUAAAGCUUGGGUUUAUGUUUCUGAAGAGUAUAGGGAUAAGAGGAAGGAGGUUUUACAAAGGAUUCUUAGAGGUGUUGUUGAUCCUCCUGCGGGAGAUGAGAUUGACAAGUUACUUGAACAAGAGUUGGUGAAUAAGCUUCAUAAUGUGUUGGCGGAGAAAAGGUAUUUGAUUGUUCUUGAUGAUGUUUGGGGUAUGGAAGUUUGGGAUGGUCUUAGAUACGCUUUUCCUAAGAGGAAAUUAGGGAGUAAGAUAUUGUUGACAACUAGGAACUGGGAGGUUGCUUUACAUGCUGAUGCACACGGUCAUCCUCAUCAGUUAAGGCUGUUGAAUCAUGAAGAGGGUUUCACGUUGCUUCGUAGUAAAGCUUUUCCUGGAGCGAGUGCGAUACCGUCUGAGUUUGAGAAUCUUGCUAAGGAAAUUGUGGUGAAGUGUGAAGGUUUGCCGCUUGCUGUUGUUGUGGUUGGUGGUUUGUUGUCUAGGAAGUUGAAGUCGAGUGGGGAGUGGGCUAGAGAGUUGCGGAAUAUUAGAGGGGGUUUGCUUGAAGAUCAGGAGAAGAUAACAAAAUUUUUGGCUUUGAGUUACAAUGAUUUGCCUUCGCCGUUGAAAUCUUGUUUUCUCUAUUUGGGUCUUUUCCCAAAGGGUAUGAAAAUUCAGACGAAAAGAUUGAUCAGAUUAUGGAUUGCUGAAGGUUUUUUACCACAAGAACGUGGCGAAACUGCAGAAGAUGUUGCUCAGAGAUACUUGAAUGAGUUGAUUGGCAGGUGUAUGAUUCAAGUGGGAACGGUGAGUUCGUUGGGAAGAGUUAAAACGAUUCGCAUCCAUGAUCUUCUUAGGGAUCUUUCGGUCACCAAAGGAAAAGAGGAGUAUUUUGGUGAUACGGCAGGCUCAUCAUCAUCAUCAUCAUCAUCUCAACUAACUAAAUCCCGACGGCAUUCUAUACAUUCUUGCCAUGAACAGUAUGAUUUCUUAAAAAACAUUGCAGAUUAUUCACGUUCUCUGUUGUUCUUCAAUAGAGAAUAUAAUGCAGAUGUAGACAAGAAAGUAUGGAUUCAUUUGAGUUUUAUGCAAGAAAAGAAAUUGAAUGUCAUCUACACUGAAUUUAAGCUCCUCAGGGUGUUAGAAUUAGACGGUGUUCGGUUAGUUAGCUUGCCAAGUACCAUAGGGGACCUGAUUCAGUUAAGGUAUCUGGGAUUGAGAAAGACCAAUCUCGAAGGAAAACUUCCACUUUCCAUUGGAAACUUGCUAAACCUACAAACACUUGAUUUAAGGUAUUGUUGUUUUCUUAAGAAAAUACCAAAUGUAAUUUGGAAGUUGGUGAACUUGAGACAUUUGCUGUUGGAUACACCGUUUGAUUCUCCAGAUAGCGGACAUCUACGGCUGGAUACAUUAACCAAUCUACAAAGCCUACCAUACAUUGAGGCUGGAAACUGGAUAGCAGAUGGUGGUUUAGCAAAUAUGACCAAUCUUAGGCAGCUCGGGAUAAAUGGAUUAUCAGGACCAGUGGUGAAUUCUGUUCUUUCUUCCAUACAAGGAUUACACAAUCUUCAUUCGCUGUCACUAUCACUUCAAUCCGAGGAAGAUGAAUUUCCGAUCUUUAUGCAUCUGUCUCAAUGCACACAACUUCAAAAGCUGUCUUUGAAUGGAAAGAUCAAGAAGCUACCCGAUCCACACGAGUUCCCGCCAAAUAUGUUGAAACUGACUUUACACAAUUCCCACCUACAGAAGGAGUCCAUUGCCAAACUUGAGAGAUUGCCAAAACUUAAAAUGCUCCUUUUGGGUAAAGGAGCAUACAAUUGGGCUGAAUUGAGCUUCGGUGCUGAAGGGUUUUCGCAGUUACAUGUUUUGCGGCUCAUUCUUUUGAAAGAAUUGGAGGAAUGGAAAGUUGAGGAAAAAGCAAUGCCAAUGCUUGAGUACAUGGUUAUUGAUCGGUGUGAGAAGCUGCGAAAGAUUCCAGAAGGACUGAAGGACAUCACUUCUUUGAAGAAACUAAAGAUUACAGGCAUGCCGGUAGAUUUUGAAUAUAGGCUUCGAACUAUAGAUUUGCUUGAGUUAAAAAAUACUCCAGUAAUCGAAUCGACAACAGACAUUUUAGCAAUUGAUUGAUUUCCAGCGCAGUGUUGGUGGGUGAUAGGAGAUUUCAUCUGAGGAAUGGACGCAAUUUCAUGUUCUGGUACUCCGUUAUACAGCACGCAAUCUUCAUUUUAUUUUGACAAUGCAGUGUGUGCUCCAAGUAAUUGUCAAAGCACCAACCAAACUUCUCUAAGUCAGUUUUUUGACACCCUUUUCUUCUUUUUUCCCACAUUCAUCUCACAAGAAUCCAUUUAACACACAAAAGAUAAGAACAUCAGAAUUAACAGAAUUUGUGACAAAUAGAGGCAUAGUUAUAUCUCACGACAUUGAGGAACUUCAAACCUUAGCCUAGGCAACAUUAGCUCAGCUCCACGGAUUUCAUUUCUAUUGUUUGUUAUUGUUGCAUCCUAUUAUUGUUAUGUAAGCUGUACUUUGAUAUUUGUAUAUUGUCUUAGCUUAUAUUCAAACACAUAAAGAUUGAACACUGUUCACUUCUAUUGUAUGUUUUAAAAUCCCCUUUCCGAGGUCUGUUCUAUUGCAUGAAGAAUAGUUAAAAGUUUCA